AUGCGGGAACGGGGCAACACGAGCCACGGUAUCCAGAGCCAGUGGCAUCAGCGGAGAGACGAUCCAGGCGCGGACGGUCGUCCCUGGGGCCCAGUUGACGAGCUUAACCUCUACAUGGGCACCGCCUUCAGCAGCAUUCCUGACGACAAUGAGUCGGCUCGAUCGCCUUACUUUGCCCCUUCGGCCAGUGAUUGUUCAACGAUCUCGGAGAAAGAUUCAUCAUACAUCAUCGACUGGAAGAAGCCGCAACAUUCCGAAAAUUCGAUGCAUUGGGCAAUGAGGUCAAGAUUGGUGCAGAUCCUGCUUGUGGGGCAGUUGCCUCACCCGCUCACGCUCACGCCGUACCGAGCAUUCUUAGGCAGUUCAGCGCCCUAA
Colletotrichum costaricense is the source of this 375-nucleotide messenger RNA. RefSeq lists its product as uncharacterized. The coding region runs from base 1 to 375 and encodes 124 amino acids. The transcript is spliced from 3 exons. NCBI's taxonomy places the organism in Eukaryota, Fungi, Ascomycota, Sordariomycetes, Glomerellales, Glomerellaceae. The record is from RefSeq and is a predicted model, not a curated record.